Molecule: messenger RNA, 270 nt
Organism: Linum tenue
Lineage: Eukaryota; Viridiplantae; Streptophyta; Magnoliopsida; Malpighiales; Linaceae
Source: the annotation of a GenBank genome assembly
AUGCAGCUGCUGUUCAUGGCGUCCCGCGGCGACGCGCGAGGGGUCGAGGAUUUGUUGAACGAAGGGAUUGAUGUCAACAGCAUUGACCUCGACGGGAGGACCGCGCUCCACAUUGCCGCCUGCGAGGGACACGCAGAGGUCGUCAAGCUUUUGCUCAACCGGAGGGCCAGUAUAGACGCUCGCGAUCGUUGGGGGAGCACUGUGAGUCCCUUAUUGCUUCCCUUCUUUGUUCCCCUCUUCAAUUUGGGUAAUGGAUGCUGUUUUGGGUAA